This is a messenger RNA of Cryptotermes secundus, 4549 nucleotides long. It is a transcript of the gene KCNQ, whose product is annotated as potassium voltage-gated channel subfamily KQT member 4. Gene Ontology annotation, cellular component: membrane. Gene Ontology annotation, biological process: potassium ion transport; transmembrane transport. The coding region runs from base 954 to 3650 and encodes 898 amino acids. The record is from RefSeq and is a predicted model, not a curated record. Gene Ontology annotation, molecular function: voltage-gated potassium channel activity. Lineage: Eukaryota; Metazoa; Arthropoda; Insecta; Blattodea; Kalotermitidae. The transcript has 19 exons.
GACAGGCUGGCCAAUAGUCGCUUUGUGCGCGCUGCUCAGUUUUUGUUUCCGUGUUGUGAUCUUUACCACUGCAUCUUAUUCACAGGCGGUGGAGACAAAACUUUCAUCAGAUAUCAUCUGUGACGUACAAUAAGAAUUAUGGGAUAGUGUUUAUUUGCCAAUAAUUUUUACGAAUGUGAAUAUUUUAUGAUGAAGUUACUUGUAUGAACAAAGUGUUGAUUUGUUUUUUAAGGAGGGAGAGUUUGAUGAAGAUCAGAAAAAGGUUCUUUGGGAAAGUUAUUAUCUACGUAUUUAGGUUAGGGGAGACAAUUUCUAAAAUACGCGCCGGCCUAUAGGGGGUAUAACGUAGGGUCAAAUUGUAGACAGAAUAGAGACAUUUAGUUUCGAUGGCAUGAAUUUCGCAGAAGACUGAUUGAGUUGUUGGGAAGCAAAGGUCCAGAAACGUGAAAUAUGAAAAGUUUGUGUCUCCUUCCAUAUAGUGUAUCGAUCAUGUUUGUGUUAUUUUAUAUACAUUAAGUGAAUCGGUUAUCAAAACAAACCUAGAUGGAUGGUUUGAAUCUUCACGGAUGUGGGACUCAAGUGAUCAAUUUCAAGUUCAAUCGCAUGUAGUCACCUGAACCUCCUCCAAGAUGAUGCUCGGAGACUUCGAAUUUCAUCAAUGUGUUGUCUUCCUCACCCACGCACACUCACGCUCACGCAUCGCAUCGCUUGCACGGCCGCACGCAACAUUUUGUCUUCCACGCAUAGUGUGUGCAGCUUUACGAGCCAAGAGUGCCAUCUACCAGCGCCUCAGAAUGAUAAGGCGGAGCUGUGAAACAGACACUGCCUGCAAUAGAGGUCAACACUUUUCCUGCACAAAAAUGUCGCUGUGACGAAACUGAGUCUAGGAUCGGUGUAGAAUAUUCAAUAUUAAAUCUUCUAAAAUGAGAAAAUAAUAGAAAUAGGGUGUAGACAUGACGUCAGGUACGCCAACUUUUUGCGACUCGCCAUCUCUGGCUCAGAGACCGCUCUUAUUUUCGGCGCCCAUCGCGACCACCACUGCGUCUGUGGCCAGAAAGCUGACGCCCUCAUCUGUGGGAUGCCAGUCACACCAGAUGAACGACGAAUCUGCAGCAAGAGCCUCGACUCUCUCAUCGCCGCGACGCACAGAGACCGUCCGCUUCGAUAUCCUGGAUGAUGAAGACGGCGUCUCGGUGUCGGAUAGACGCAACAGGAACUCCUCUGAGCGCCUCUCGCUCAACGACCGGCGAUCGUCCUCAAAGCACGGCGGCCGGUUGCAACAGCCCCGGAUGAGUCUGCUCGGAAAACCGCUCAACUACCGGGCGAAUCGGCGGGACGCGCGCUACAGGAGACUUCAGAGUCGCGUGUACAACUUCCUGGAGCGCCCGCGAGGUUACAAAGCCAUCCUCUACCACAUGCUAGUGUUUUGCAUGGUGUUCACGUGCCUGGCGCUCAGCGUAUUCUCGACAAUAGAAAAGUACGAGAAACAAGCGAGCAUCAUACUUUUCUACAUGGAGACCGUAGUGGUGGUGUGGUUCACCGUAGAGUUCUUCCUGAGGCUCUGGUCCUCAGGAUGUAGAUCUAGGUAUCAAGGGGCCCUCGGCCGAAUAAAAUUUCUCAGGAGGCCUUUCUGUAUUAUAGACGUGAGCACCAUAUUUGCCUCUCUCGUGGUGCUGAGUAUGGGCUCCAGUGGUCAGGUAUUUGCAGCCUCGGCUCUGCGCGGACUUCGUUUCUUCCAGAUCCUACGGAUGGUCCGCAUGGAUCGCCGAGGCGGUACCUGGAAGCUGCUGGGUUCUGUUGUGUAUGCUCACAGACAGGAGCUGAUCACGACACUCUACAUCGGAUUCCUGGGCCUAAUCUUCGCUUCAUUCCUCGUAUAUCUAGCUGAGAAGGACACCAAUGAUAAAUUUUCCAACUUCGCUGAUGCCCUCUGGUGGGGAGUGAUAACGCUUUGCACGGUGGGCUACGGCGAUGCUGUGCCUGAGACAUGGCAGGGCAAAGUGAUCGCCUCCUUCUGCGCACUGCUCGGUAUAUCGUUCUUCGCUCUCCCAGCGGGCAUCCUAGGCUCGGGUUUUGCUCUCAAAGUGCAGCAGCAGCAAAGACAGAAGCACAUGAUAAGAAGACGGCAACCAGCAGCCACUUUGAUUCAGAGCUUGUGGCGCUGCUAUGCAGCUGAUGAACACUCCAUGUCUGUUGCCACGUGGAAGAUACACCAGGUGCCCUUACCCAGCCCGCCCUCCUUCAAACACAACGCGUCCUUCGUGUCCCGUUUGCCUACAAUCCGAAGACACAAGAGCACGUCGCUACACUCGCCUUCACUCGCGAAAGGUGCUGGCAGCGGGUCUGCGGGGGGAGGCAGUGGGAGCGGCGGAGGGCCAAGGGGCUUCGCAGAACUCAACGCAUCAGCUGAGAACUUAGGUGGCGCUAACAGUCACAGACCGCUGAACGCGAGUCAUAGUGAGGACUCGGUCACAGAGACAGCGAUCUCCAAGAAAAACUCGGAUGAUGAAGAUGAAGAGCCGCGGUGCGUGCAGCUUACAAAUCAGCACAAAGGCGCCAUCAGAGCGAUAAGAAAGCUGAAGUAUUUUGUGGCACGUAAGAAGUUCAGAGAAGCUCUUAAACCUUAUGAUGUUAAGGAUGUGAUAGAGCAAUAUUCUUCUGGGCAUGCAGAUCUCUUGAACCGAGUUAAAAACCUUCAGUUCAGGUUGGACCAGAUAUUGGGUAAACAAGGUUCCAAAGCAAAAGAUGUUUAUGCCUCCAAAAUUAGUUUAGCCUCAAGAGUGGUCAAGGUUGAAAGACAGGUGGAUGACAUUGAAGUGAAACUUGACCAACUCAUUGAACUUUAUAUGGAAGACAGAAAGCGUCUUCUGGCCAUACCCCUCCACCAUUCAGUAGAUUCACCUCUGCCAUUAGCUGGUGGUGCAACUGCAGUAGUUACCACUGCAGGGGUAACACCCUGCCCCAAUACUACCCUUCACAACCCCCACAUCAUCACAGUAUCAGCUUCACAGUCUGCCACUAGCCCUCCCAUAGCCUCAGCAGCUGUUUUAAGGCCAAAGCCUAUCCUGGUAGACAAGCAAUUCUCAGAACCCAACACACCCACAUCCAAGAGCUUCACGGAACCUCAGCCACACAGGCCUAUGCAUCGAGGGUACUCAGACCUUGGGCACAGAAUUAAAAAGAGAGUUACGCUCAGUUCGAUUCCCUCCCAGUAUGUAUCGCCACUGUCAUCAGAAGAUGGGGGCAUACAUCCUUACCAGCAUGAAGGAGAGGUGGUAAUUAUAGUACCACCCCUCAACACAUCCUUGGAUGAUGAUCAGGAUGAAGGCAGUCCAAAGACCACAGAGAGCACAAUUGCAAUGUCAUCAUUAUCACCGCCAUUGGCACUACCGUGUGAGGAAAGAUUAGACUCCUGGGAAGGUUGUGAUGACUCUCUAGCAACAGAGAACACCGCGUUGCUUCAUACAACUGCAGCUACAACGGAGAUCAUUAUCACCCCCAUGAGUCCAACAGCAUCCUCUGUGGACCUUUCACACAUCGACAGUCAGGAUGAUGAUGAAUGUGGCCUGGACAUUUCAACCAAUGUGGACAUUCAAAAAAUGGACCUUCUGAAGCCUGAUGUGAUUUCUAGUCUAAAUGAAGAUGUCUGAGAGUUGUACAAGUUGAUUGUAGCUAUAGGUGUCGAAUAUAUCAGUGAAGUGAAUCUCAUUGCAGAGAUGGUGCUGUUGAUGAUAAGGCACAAGUGAUUAUAUAUGAUGGUGCAUCAUCAGUGAUAUGCUACUUUAAUCAUCAUAUUUGGGUAAAGGGGGGGAGGUAAUAUUAAGAGCAUUUGAGUGUCCACGAUAAUAUUUUUCAUAUUUUUAGUGCUGCAAUUUACAGUAAGUUCAGUAAAUUUUCCACUGCAAUUAUAUUCUGUGCUUAGAAGCGAAACGUAGAAGGAAUGGUACCACAGUCACUUCCACCAUUGUAUUACAUGAAAUUCUCUAACUCUGAAACUGCUUUGACCAUGCACCACUGCUUCAAAGUAUCAGAGUUCAAAAACAUCAGUCUACUUCAAAGACCACAGAAAGUAACUUACCAUAAAGGAAUUUACAAGUUUUACUUCAAGACCUCAUCUUCUAAUCCCUAUUUACAUAUUUCCUUCAUAGUAUCUGAAAGGUCCUAAGUUGUAAGAACAAAUUGUUCUGUUCAUGCCAGAAGUAAGUAUUCAUUCUGCACAAGUCUCAGGAAUUCUCGGCUACCUGGGAAAGACUAUCUAUAUAUAUAUAUAUAUAUAUUGUAGAUAUAAAUCACUUAUUGAUAUGAAAAAUCAGUAUGCCAGCUGGUUCAUGGGAAAAAAUUAAGUACGUAUUGUAUACAAUGGUGAGACCAUAAAUUUUACUUUUCUUUUAGAAAUAACUACAGUAGACAAAUAAAAAUGAAAGGAAGUAAUAGUUUUUGUAUGAUAAAAGUAUAGGCCAUAGCCCAGUAACAUUUUAAAGCAUACUGUGUUGUUACUUCAUGGAUUAAAAUAUGUUAAAAUUCACAGAUAAUGCAAUUAUUGAAUCCA